AUGUUACAGACGUUUCCCGAUGCAAAAGUGCUCUGCGUGGAUCGCGACCCUGAAGUUUUGAGCAUCGCUCGAGCGAAUUUGGCCGACUUUCACACUCGCGUGAGCUUCUGCACGGGAUCGUACGCUGACUUGGCUACGCACUUGAAGCGUGCCGAGUUUCCUGAUGAAGUGGACGGCAUUCUUGUUGACUUGGGGGCCAACAGUUUCCACUUUGAUGCUGCGCGACGUGGGUUUAGUGUAAUGAAAGACGGACCAUUGGACAUGCGAUUUAAUCAGCAAGAUGAAGACCGUCCGACAGCAGCUGAUGCAGUCAAUACGCUGUCCGAAGUCCAGCUUACCAAGCUCUUUAGGAGUUACGGCGAGGAGAAGCUGGCCAAGGAAUUUGCCAAAGCGAUUGUGCGCGAACGCGAGGAACGAGGCAAAGUGUUUACGACGACAAAGGAGCUGCGGGAGUGCAUUGAACGCAUUGCCAAUAUGUGGAAGUCCUCGACAAAAAAGAAGACGGGCAAGCGGGCUACCAAGCUUGGAAGCACUCAUCCUGCUACACGCUGUUUCCAGGCAUUGCGGAUAUAUGUGAAUGACGAGCUCGACCAUGUUGAAAGUGGCGUGAAGCUCCUUGCAAACCAUUUGGCUCCAAAUCGCCGACUUGUGACAAUUGCGUUCCAUUCACUCGAAGAUCGCCCAAUCAAGAAGUUCUUUCGUGAGCUGGAUAAGCAAGGCAGAAUCGACGCGGUCGAGAAUGAAGAGGAUGAGAAUGAGUGGAAGGAUCAAAGCAGCCAUGACGGAGACGACCAUAACGCCAACAUGCUCAGCAAAAAACGCUUUCGUCUUACGCGGCGAAAAGCUACCAAGGCAACACUUGAAGAAAUUGCGGCCAACUCGCGCUCGCGUGGCGCACGCUUGCGCUGUCUCGAGCGUAUCCAGUAA
Molecule: messenger RNA, 927 nt
Organism: Peronospora matthiolae
Lineage: Eukaryota; Oomycota; Peronosporomycetes; Peronosporales; Peronosporaceae
Source: the annotation of a GenBank genome assembly